GCUCAAGUGUGGCUGGUCCAAGAUCGGAGCCGUCUACACGGCGCACGAAUCUCAGAACACCGGCAAGAUUCUCUUCUUCCCCAGAGCGCUAGCUCCGCAACAGACUCGUGGACCCCAAGUCUGCAUCGGCACGCCUCCCACGCCGCCGUCUCGCCACCUCCCACCAGUGACGUGACGUCUCGUCCACCCUCACAGGCUCACACCGGCACACGCGACAGCACACGCUCAGCUCAGCCAUGGAGCGCGCGCGGCACAGGAGCUCUCCCAGCUCCGAGCGCUUCCUCGGCUCCUUCCUCGCCCCCGCAGCCGCCGGCGAACAGUCCGCCUCCACUGCCUUCGAGCUCGACGAGGACGACCUCUUCUCCACAGGAUCCGCCUCGCCCGAGCCGCCGAAGCUGGUGCGGCGCCCACUCAUCCUGUCCUCCGUGCGCCCCGCAAACCCUAGCCCCAUUCCCCGUCUCCGCCGCCCGCCGGAGGGCAUCCUGGACGCCCUACCCGAGCGCCGCCGCUCGCCGCCUCAACCUUCUUCAUCGACGUCGUCGUCCCCCGGUUCCCCUGCCGCUGCCCCUCCCCGCAUGAUCCCCGCCGUCCCCCGUCCGGCGCCGGUCCCGUCGCCGCAAAUGGCGCGGUCUCUGCCGGUCAAUGUCCCCGCGGCGCGGCUGCGGAAGCCGCCGAAGGUGAUGGGUGAAAAGACUUUGCUUUUCCCCCUUUCCCCCAUGGAUGAGGACGACGAGGAGAUGCUGCCGCCGCAUGAGAUGGUGGCGCGCGCGCGGGCUCGGGAGUCGCCGAUGACGACGUUCUCAGUGCUGGAAGGAGCCGGGCGCACGCUCAAGGGGCGGGACCUCCGCCAGGUACGCAAUGCAGUCUGGCGCAAGACCGGAUUCCUCGACUGAUCCGUGCCAUUUGCACUGACCAGUAGCCUUCAGAUAGAUUCAAGUGAUUGAUUUUAUAUAAUUAUAUGUCUGGACAUCUGAUUGUGUACAUUAUUGAUCAUUGGGUGUUAAUUUUAGUCGCACCUGUAAAGCAUAUCUGCUCUAUUAGUACUUGUAAACUUUUGAGUCGGGCAGUUAAGUUGCUGAUAUUGGGAUAUUUGGUUUGGCUUAAGAUUUGAUGUAUCAUGCAUGCUUCUGUGUGUUAAUUUGUUGCAAUAAAUAAGGUGUUAAUUUUUAGCUCAGUUUAACAUUUAUUUACUAGAGGGGUCAAUUUGUGUAGAUUGGUGUUGGUGUGGUAGUGGAGUGAAGGGCAUUGGUUCGAUUUUACAGAUUCCUUUCUCAUACUGGUCAUUAGUUUUUAACUUACUUUGACCCCUCUACAUCCUGAUUCUUCUGUGAAUUCUAGGCUUUUUGAUGAAGCUGCAACCUUAGGGUGUGGAUAUCAAUUCGUAGAUGAAUAGACUGUUCAUGUGUGUUAUAGCGGUGGUGGUUAAUCUAGAUAGUAUCUUUGUUUUGCAUUUUUGCUUAGUCAGAUGGGGUUCUCAGGCUACAAUCUUACUACUUUGUACACAUAUUGACAUAUAUGAAAAUUAUGUUUGGAAAUAUGAAUCCAGUGAACACCGAAGGAACCAUAAGGAAGACAUUAUCAGUUCUUACAAUUUAGGGCUUUCUGCAUACUCUGUGUAUUUCUAUUGAACAACAGAUUCAAAUGUCAAAAUGUUUGUUCUCUGUUGGUGUAUGUUUUGCCUUAAAACUUCUUCAGUCACUGAUAAGUCAAUAACACAAGUUUUCCCUCUAAAUUGUGAGGAAAAAAGAACUUAAAUGGAACAUCAGGAUCCAAGUUUGCAAUAUGAUUGAAUGAGUGCCAUAGUGGUUAUCAACAAAAAAAAAAUGUCGCAGAAUAAAGUGGAAUAAUCCUUUUGCACAUUUCAGGUCUAUUUCUGAGAUUUUGAAUAUUUUGAAGAAAUCAUUGGCUGGGUGCUGAAAUGGUUAUAGAAAAAGAGAAACUACACCUUAGUUACCUACAUGGCUUCUCACUAGAUUGAAUCAAAAGAAAAUAGUAGGAAUGUUUACUACCGCAUCCCAGCUGUGCUGGAAGAAUGGUUUAAAUAUAUAUUCGUAGAAAAGGUAAACAUUAUAUAUGUGAGGGUUACACGUUUCAGAUGUUAUCCUUCUGGCUUGGCUCUUUUUUAAUCAAAGCACGUAAUGAUUCUCCCACUAGAGCUAGGCUGAAAACAAGAUCUAUGUAUGCUUCAACCUACCCUGCCUGCUUUGUUUUCAGAGAGAAACCUACACUUACUAAAUGCCCCUGAAGUGGUGUAGUCUGGUCACUGGUCAGGACUCAGCCGCAGUACCAAUGAUAGAUUGUACAUUGUUUUUUUCCCCCUCAAAUGCGGGUUUGUACAGAAUAACAAAUCAAUGGAAGAAGAAACUACAAGUUUGUGGUGCCCGGUCCAGCACUGCGGUCGUAGUGGAAAAUCGAGUGUUCUUUAUCUUCUCAAUGGACUGUAUUUGUGCCAUGAAUUCAGAUGUCAGUCGGGAAAGAAGGAAAAAAGGGAUGAAAGUUUUGCGCAAACACUGAAUUAAUAGAGGAAGGAGGGUGAAAGGAUGAAACUUUUGAAUUCAUGAAUUCCCAUUCUAUACAAAUAGAAAACAGAUAGAACCAAGUGGUGUUAUGCAAUAUCAUGCUCCAAAGGAAUAGUAAAAGAAGUCAUAAUUGUACCUGCAUCGGCACUGGAUGUAUGUGAUGGUGGCAGAAUAACUACACAAGUGCUUACUUCCAUGUUCCAUGUGUCUCCAAACUAGUACAUAAUUUUGGGUUUCAGAUAAUCAGACAAAUACAGGACAGCAAGAAAUUGGUCAACUAAAUUCUUGCUCUUGUUUCUACACAUUCAAAAUUCUGUUUGAUGCACCAUCGCUGUGCUGUCCGCAGAUUGCAGUGCAGCCAUGAUAGAGCUGGAACAGCAGACUGGAUGAUGCAUAAAUCCACUUGCAUAAAUCCUUUUAUGCAGCAUCAUGCUCCAAUGGAAUAGUAAAAGAAGUCAUAUUGUACCUGUAUUGGCACUGGAUGCCUGCGAUGGUGGGAAACGAAACUAUGUAAGUGCCUACUUCCAUGUUCCAUGUGUCUCCAAACUAGUGAUGGUGGGAAACAAAACUAUGUAAGUGCCUGCUUCCAUGUUCCAUGUGUCUCCAAACUAGUACAUUAUUUUGAGUUUCAGAUAAGCAGACAAAUGCAGGACAGCAAGAAGUUGGUCAGCCAAAAUCUUGCUCUGUUUCUACACAUUCAAAAUUCUCUUUUCUGCACAAUCGCUGUGAUGUCUGCAGACCGCAGUGCAGCCAUGAUAGAGCUGGAACAACUGACUGGAUGGUUCCAGGCCCAUGCUCCUUGCAAAGAGCACUGCCAGCACUUGAAUUUCAGCAUCUGUAAGAUUUCAAGGCUGGCCACAGCGGAUGAACAGUGAGAUUUGGAUAGAACGGGCAGGAAAAAGAUAGGACUCGGAGGUUUUUAGUUUCUCUGAGCUCCACCUCCACAUGUUAUGAUUCUCUUGGUGAUGGCUGUAUGUGGUUGUAGGGAGUGUGCCUGUAAACAACUUGAGACCAUGACAGUUGACAACUGCAUCCAGCUUAGCUGAAGAAUCAACUGUGAAUAGUGCAGUUAGCUGAAGAAUCAACUGUGAAUGUCGUUGUAUGGUUUCAGAGUCAAAGGCUUGACGCAUAAAAUGGCCAGCUGUUAGCAGUUGACGCAGUGACAUCCAGAACAGCUAAUUGGCUUCGAUGGCGGCACUCUACUCUGUAGUGGGGCACAGGGAGACAAAUCUUUGUAUGCUGGCAGACAGUCAGCGAUUUUAUUUUGACCAGCUUGUUGAACAUUGACUUGUAUUGUCGUUUCCUAUAGAUACAAUUGCUUCCUGUUAUUUGUUUUGACAGAAUUUACUAGUGCUCUUGUUUGCAAUGAAAUGAAAGGAAAUGGAUGGCUGAAUGCAGUGGUUGUUCAUCAA
Molecule: messenger RNA, 3931 nt
Organism: Setaria italica (foxtail millet)
Lineage: Eukaryota; Viridiplantae; Streptophyta; Magnoliopsida; Poales; Poaceae
Product: proline-rich receptor-like protein kinase PERK9
Exons: 1
Coding region: 237-893 (218 amino acids)
Source: RefSeq, a predicted model, not a curated record